CUUGGCAAGGCUGAACACAGGAGAAGACGAUAAGCUUGAGAUUGCACUAUUUCCUGCCAACGUCGAUGCAACUCCCCUCGUCGGCUCCAAAAUUAGGUUGAUUUGUACACAGCAUCAAUGGAAGGGUUGCCAGCUGUGAAUCGGCAAUAAUCCCGGCUUGAAGCGACUCCGUUGCACACCUCCUUGUCGAAUCUCCUUCAGCAUCAACCAAUGACUGCUGAAAGGAAAGAAAGCAACACUCAUCGAUUGACAUCCUUGGAUUUCGCAAAAGAAUGACUCUCAUCACAUUACCGCCUUCACUGGCCUGGGUCCCGAUCAAUGUCACAACCAUCACGGCCUUCAUCUUCGCCGUUUUCAUCACAUUCGCCGCAUUUGUGGUCCUUCCAAUAAUUGCAUUCACAUUACCCAACUCAUUCGAUCCGUCUUCACCUCCAACCAUCGCCGAAGACGUCUUUUCCGAGACGGACAAGCAACCCGAAAAUUCUGAUCGUUCAGGGUACACCUACUUUCUUUCGGAGCGGGAAACCCAAGGCGCCUCCUCCAACGGAAAAGAUGCGUUCCUCGGAAACGCCUCCAAGAUUCGAUGCUCCUCAAGUGUGCAAGUCCUCGUCCUCGGCGAACUCGGCCGCAGUCCCCGGAUGCAAUACCACGCCCUGUCCCUCGCCCGACGCGGCGUAUCCGUCGCGCUGAUCGGCGACGUCGGCACCGCCGAGCUCCACCCCGACCUCGCAGCGAACCGCUUCGUGCGGGUGUACGCGCUCGCGACGUUCCCGCGGGGCCUCCAAUUCCGCAACCGCCUCGCCUUCCUCCUCGUGACCGCGCCCCUCAAGGUCCUCUGGCAGAUCGCCGCCCUCUACCGCACCCUCGCCUACACCGCCCCGGCCUCCGCCUGGCUGCUGCUGCAGAACCCGCCCGCCAUCCCCACCCUCGCCGUCGCCCGCCUCGUCUGCGCCCUCCGCGGCACCCACCUGGUCGUGGACUGGCACAACUUCGGCUACAGCAUCCUCGCCCUCCGACUCGGCGCCUCCCACCCGCUCGUGCGUCUGGCGAGCUGGUACGAGGGGAACUUCGGCCGGGGCGCCGCCGCCCACUUCGCCGUGUCCCGCGCCAUGACCGCGGCGCUGAAGCGCAAAUGGGGCAUCAAAGCCCUCACGCUGCACGACCGACCCGCCGAGAUCUUCCAGCCGCUCACCGAGCUUUCCCAACGGGAAGAUUUCCUCCGCAGACUCCCGCAGACCGCGGACCACGCGGCACCCAUCCUCUCGGGCCAGACCCGCCUGCUGGUGAGCAGCACCUCGUGGACGCCCGACGAGGACUUCGAGGUCCUCCUGCAGGGCCUGGUCUCAUAUGCGACUCUGCGAGAAUCCCAACUGCUCUCCUCCUCCUCCUCCGCCACCGCCGCCACCGCGCAUCUCCCCGCCAUCCACGCCAUCAUCACCGGCCGCGGGCCCCUCCUGCCCCACUACAUGGCGCGCAUCUCCACGCUGCGCUCCGCCGGCCGGCUCCCGGGCGUCAGCAUCCUCAACGCCUGGCUGACCCCGGCUGAUUACGCGGGCCUGCUGUCCUCGGCGGAUCUGGGGCUCAGCUUGCACAUGUCCAGCAGCGGGGUCGACCUGCCGAUGAAAGUGGUGGAUAUGUUCGGCAGCGGAUUGCCCGUCGUGGGCUGGAGCGGGUUCGAGAGCUGGGGCGAACUCGUCAGGGAACCUCCUUCCUCGUCCUCGUCCUCGUCCUCUGAUGAUGGUGGUGCGGGUGUUGUUUCUGAGAAGAGGGAUGCGGUGGGAGACGAAGAGAUGGGGAACGGGCGUGGUUUCCAGAGUCCCGAGCAACUGUCCGAGAUCCUCGUGGAGCUUUUCGGGGAGGUCGGACGUGAUGGGAGGAGGGCAGGUUGGAGCGUCGAUGACGACAGUGCUGAUGGUGGUGGAGAUAAGAAGGGGAAGAAGAGGGAGCACUUAUCGCAGCUGGAAAGGCUACGGAGAGGAGCGAGGAGGGAAGGCGAGAGGCGAUGGGAGGAGGAAUGGGCUUCUGUGGCGGGGAGAUUGUUCGGUUUGGAGAAGCAGGCGGAUCUCUCAGCGGGGCAGAGCGGAAAAUGAUAGGCGGAAAGAGGGAGUGGAAGGAAAGGGCUAGGAACGUGAUGGAACCGGAGUCGAGACAAUUCCGUGCGACGGCGGUGAUAGAAAGAGACUUUCCUAAGGAGACAUGGUCGAAAGACGGGAAGUUUUAGAAAACAUUGUCUCCCGCUGAGCCAAUGCCAGAAACUACUCAGAGCGACGUGGGGGAUGUAAAUGGUCGUUCUCGAGAUGUGUGAGAUGUCAUGAUCCAAGACGUGUGACGAUCAUCGAUAGGUACGCUCUAGAGUAAGAGAAACAUAAUGAGCUUUAAU
This is a messenger RNA of Dissoconium aciculare CBS 342.82, 2380 nucleotides long. RefSeq names its product glycosyltransferase family 33 protein. Gene Ontology annotation, cellular component: endoplasmic reticulum. The transcript has a single exon. Lineage: Eukaryota; Fungi; Ascomycota; Dothideomycetes; Mycosphaerellales; Dissoconiaceae. The coding region runs from base 273 to 2090 and encodes 605 amino acids. The record is from RefSeq and is a predicted model, not a curated record. Gene Ontology annotation, molecular function: mannosyltransferase activity.